AUGCGUCAAGAACAAGCUGAGUUUCGGAAAGGAAUGUCUUGCAGAGACCACAUCUUCACUUUGAGACAGAUCCUGGAACAGAGCAAGGAGUGGAACUCAACAGUAUAUGUCAACUUCAUCGACUUUGAAAAAGCCUUUGACAGUAUUCAAAGGGAAUCGCUCUGGCGGAUACUCAGACACUAUUGCAUACUCUCCAAACUUGUUAACAUCAUCAGGCUGUCAUAUACAGAUUUCUGUUCUCAACUUAUAAAUGGCAACCUUCUUAGUGACCCUUUCAAUAUAAACACUGGGGUAAAACAAUGGUGUAUUCUUUCACCAUUCUUGUUCAUAAUUGGGAUAGACUGGAUCAUGAAGAAUAUGGAACAAUCAGGAAGAAGAGGGAUCCAGUGGACUUUCACAAGCAUGCUCGAAGACCUGGAUUUCGCAGACGACAUCUGUUUACUUUCUCACCGUCAUAUAGACAUACAGGCCAAGACACGAGACCUAGCAACCACUGCAGAGAAGAUUGGACUUAAGAUUAACAUUCCUAAGACUAAACUCAUGAGAAUGAACACCAAGUCCAACGAAUCCAUCAUCCUUCAUGGUGACAAAGUUACAGAAAUUGAUGACUUCACCUACCUUGGCUUAAGAUGA
Messenger RNA from Gigantopelta aegis, 633 nucleotides. RefSeq lists its product as uncharacterized. Bases 1 to 633 code for a protein of 210 amino acids. Lineage: Eukaryota; Metazoa; Mollusca; Gastropoda; Neomphalida; Peltospiridae. The transcript has a single exon. The record is from RefSeq and is a predicted model, not a curated record.